GGAGCGCCGAAGCCGCCCGCGCGGGCGCCGAGAGGAGAGGCGAGGCGAGGCGGGGAGUGCGAGCGGCGGCGGCCACUGCCACGUCUUCCCGGCAGUGGCGGCGGCGGCGGCGCGGGAGGAGGAAUAAUCCGGGUCGCCUUCACUGGAAAUCAGUUUGCUGAAACUAUUGAUACGCAGUUCUUAACGCUGAAGAAAAGAGUUUGGAGGCCUAGGCUGUGGGCAUUUUGGGCCUCAGCGAGACUAGUCACAUGCACAUGCUGAUGUGGAAAAGCCAGGAGAAUUCAUCCUGGAGGCAGUGACGGCAGCUCCAUCUGGUGUCCAGGGGCAGUGGUGGUGGCCUCAGCGCCCCCUGCUCCAGCGGCAGUGUCCUGGUGAUGCUACAGCCUAGGGCCUCCUCGAGGCCCUCGGGGAGGUCCUGCGCCUUGACCACACGAGCGUGGCCCUUCCUCCAGACCCCCGCUCCGGACGCGCCCACCUAGCGUCUCCCAGGAACCAUGCGGCAGCUCAAGGGGAAGCCCAAGAAGGAGACGUCCAAGGACAAGAAGGAGCGGAAGCAGGCCAUGCAGGAGGCCCGGCAGCAGAUCACCACCGUGGUGCUGCCCACGCUGGCCGUGGUCGUGGUCCUGAUCGUGGUGUUUGUGUACGUGGCCACGCGCCCCACCAUCACCGAGUGAGGGCCCGUCCCGAGGGAGCAGGCUCGGGAGGGGAGAGCAGAAGAAUGGCCUUCAUCCGCUGCGAUUUUCCUGAUGCCGAGCUCUGAGCAGGAGCCCCCGUCUCCUCUGGUCUGUGACUUGAUUAAAGGUUCUCCACUUUUCUCGGGAGGGAAUAGGAAACGUUUUAUCAGUGAACGUGCCAUACACCUUAUGGUCCACUUCAUGUGCCUUUCAGACUUCAAAGCCGUGUGUGUGUGUGUGUGUGUGUGUGUGUGUUUCUCGCCUGCAAUCGAUGUGUAGCCCCACCUGGUGAGAGGAGGCGUCUCUGGGUCACGGAUCAGUUGGAAUCAGUGCUCACCCCAUCCCCGUUGUUUUGAACAUGACUUUCCUACACGUGUUCACAAUUUCCAAAGGGACUGUGUUUCUUCUCUGUGCUUCAUGUGAUUUGAAAUAUGUCGACUCAAAAGUGAAAUAUUUAUUUUUUGAAUAAAGGAGAUGAUAGCCUUAAA
Molecule: messenger RNA, 1162 nt
Organism: Phacochoerus africanus (Common warthog)
Lineage: Eukaryota; Metazoa; Chordata; Mammalia; Artiodactyla; Suidae
Gene: SMCO4
Product: single-pass membrane protein with coiled-coil domains 4
Exons: 4
Coding region: 495-674 (59 amino acids)
Source: RefSeq, a predicted model, not a curated record